Rana temporaria (common frog) is the source of this 1577-nucleotide messenger RNA. Its product is annotated as retinol dehydrogenase 7-like. The record is from RefSeq and is a predicted model, not a curated record. Lineage: Eukaryota; Metazoa; Chordata; Amphibia; Anura; Ranidae. The coding region runs from base 123 to 1079 and encodes 318 amino acids. The transcript is spliced from 5 exons.
ACAGAAUGCCUCCUUGUGAAGGAACAGAACACCAAGUCUCCUGCUGGAGGUGCCACGUUGCCAGUGAGACUUAGGAAUUUUACUGUAUACAUCUCUACAGGUGAACAGAACAAGCUUGCAUCAUGUGGCUCCCUCUGCUGGCGGUGUUGGGUUUGAUUCUUCUGUACAGAUGGUACAGGCAGAGUCAGAUACUGACGAAUCUCACAAAUAAAUAUGUUUUUAUUACUGGGUGUGAUUCUGGAUUUGGAAACUUGCUGGCUAAGCAGUUGGACAAACGUGGAAUGAAGGUUCUGGCUGUUUGCCUAACAGAGACAGGGGCUGAAAAACUGAAGAAAGAAACUUCCAGUAUUCUACAAACAAGAAUUCUGGAUAUCACUGACAGCAAAAGUGUGUGCUCAGCUGCCAAAUGGGUAUCAACCAUCGUUGGAAGUGAAGGACUUUGGGGAUUAGUUAACAAUGCUGGCUGUGGUGUUAAUUUUGCGCCCAAUGAAUGGCAAACAAAAGAAGACUUCUCCAUGAUCCUGAAUGUAAAUCUGCUUGGUACAAUCGAUGUCACUGUGAAUUUGCUGCAUCUUGUCAGAAAGGCACGGGGGCGCAUUGUAUAUACAUCUAGUGCUAUGGGGAGGUUGGCUCUUACUGGUGGGGGAUAUUGCCCUUCAAAGUAUGGCGUGGAAGCUUUUGCAGACAGCUUAAGGCGGGAAAUGCGUGCAUUUGGUGUAAAAGUUGCUAUCAUAGAGCCAGGAGCUUUUAAAACUCCAAUGACUGCUUGGGAGACUCAUAAAAAUAAUCUAAUCCAAUUUUGGGAAAACCUUCCUGCACAUAUUAAGGAGAGCUAUGGAGAUGAUUACUACAAGCAAAGUAUCCUGGCUUUAGAAGGACUAACACAAGCAACCAGUCCAAGGACGUAUGAAGUCUCAGACUGUAUGGAGCAUGCCCUGACUGCUGUUCACCCCUGGACCAGAUACUCUCCUGGCUUGGACUCCAAACUGUAUUUCCUCCCUGUAUCUUACUUCCCCACUGCCAUCUCUGAUUAUUUGUUGUGUCGGUCUGCUCCCAAACCUGUGCAAAGUAUAUCUUAAUGUCAUACAGAAUUAACUGUUCAUUGGGUUAGCCAAUAAAGCUUGUACUUUUAUUAUUAUAUUCAUACAUGGUGGGUUAUGAGGAUUGUGAAAUACCCAAUGCCUAUUAUGGCAAGUCAUUUGGUGGGAGAUUAUUGGUGCACAUAUAUAGUCGUCUAUGAACACAUCAGAAGCACAUUCAUAACUGGGCGAAUCGGCUGUGGUGGAAUAACACAGAAAUACCCUUGACGAUCCUCAGAACUGGGCUUUGUGGGCUGCUUUAUAUAUUGUUCUGGUGAUUCUCGGGCCCCGAAGUUACAUGGAUUGCUGUGGAGCUGGUGUCAUUUUUUGGGUUCUAUAUCAACUACUAUGAUGGAUGGUAAGUGUGUGGGAUGCUUUUCAGCCCUUGGUGUGAGGAUUGCUGUAAUUGUAGAAUUUCUGGUUUUACACUGUAUUCUUGGGAUUAAAGCGGUAUUAAACCCAAAACUAAAAAUAAAAAACAUAUUGCAGUUUACCAGG